This is a messenger RNA of Mangifera indica (mango), 507 nucleotides long. RefSeq names its product peroxidase 41-like. Lineage: Eukaryota; Viridiplantae; Streptophyta; Magnoliopsida; Sapindales; Anacardiaceae. Gene Ontology annotation, molecular function: peroxidase activity; heme binding. Gene Ontology annotation, biological process: response to oxidative stress. The coding region runs from base 1 to 507 and encodes 168 amino acids. The record is from RefSeq and is a predicted model, not a curated record. The transcript has a single exon.
AUGAAAUGUGUCACCGUCGCCGCCACCCUCCGUCUCUACUUCCACGACUGCAUGACUGGAGGCUACAAUAAAUCUAUUCUCAUCGACUCAACUUCUGACAAUCAGGCUGAGAACAAACACGAAGACAACAUUUCAGUCCCCGGCGACGCUUUUUAUAUCAUCUUUAGAAUCAAGACGGCGUUGGAGAUGAUCUGCCGUGGCGUUGUCUCAUGUGCUGAUGUUCUCACCGCCGCCACACGUAACCUUGUGGUGAUUGUUGGUGGAACUCAUUACCCCGUCCACCUCGGCCGCAAAGACGGCCUGUUUUCUAACGCCUCCCAUGUCACCGGAAGUCUUCCACAUGAAGGCAUGAAUGUAGAUCAAAUGAUUGAAUAUUUUGAGCACAGGGGCUUCGGCACUCAAGAAAUGGUGGUUCUGUUGGGCGCACACACAAUUGGUUUCGCAAGCUGCAAGAAAUUCAGCAAGAGGCUGUUUAAGUUCUCCGCCGAAGGGGCUGGCUUUUGGUGA